AUGUGGAUUUUAGAUGUGGCUCACCGCGCAUCAAUAAAAUUGGAGCUAGCUUUGAAUCUGGAGUCCCACAUCCAUUCUUUUAAAAAGAAAAAAAAGCCUAGCGGGGGAAAUCAGCCAGAGAGCCGCUCCGCCCUUCUGCCUUCUGCCGGCAAGACCAGCUUCUCUUCACGUUGGCUCGUCCUUUCUCUCUUCUUUUUUUAUCAACCAACCCCCCCUCCUGUCAUCUUUUCCUUUUGA
This is a messenger RNA of Penicillium hordei, 237 nucleotides long. RefSeq lists its product as uncharacterized. NCBI's taxonomy places the organism in Eukaryota, Fungi, Ascomycota, Eurotiomycetes, Eurotiales, Aspergillaceae. Bases 1 to 237 code for a protein of 78 amino acids. The transcript is spliced from 3 exons. The record is from RefSeq and is a predicted model, not a curated record.